CCUGGAUCCCCCGCGGCUGGCACUUCGGACCCUGAAUGACCUGGGACCUCGCUGCCCCGAGACCUCCCGUGUCCCCUCGUAGCUGGGAGCCUCCGGCCCGGAGCGCGGCAGCCCCCUGCUCCGAGCCCUCAGACGGGGACUGCCCCCCCACCCGAGCCGGGACUUCCUCCCUGCACCCCUGCCCCGAGGCUGCCCGGCGGCCAGGACCGCCGCCUCCAGUCUGCUCGGCAGUCUGGAUGCUCACCGGGCUGGGGCCGUGAGGCAUCGAGGAGGAUCAAGAACACCCGUGUCCGGCCCUGCCUGGGCUGUUUCUUCAAUGGAGAAGUUGGUGAGUGUGGAGGAGGCUGAAAGAAAGAAGAGAAGCAGCAGCUGAGGAGACAGGUUUGAGCUGGCUAGGGGAGGCGAGAGAGCAGGAACGGGGCUGCCCACCCCCAGAGAAGCAGCAGAGAGCCUCUGACCAGCAUCCUCCAUAAAGGUUAAGAAAGAGCUCAUUGACACUGGAAUCUGGACACACUCUGAGCCCCCAACUCACGAUGCUGUAUGUGCACAAUGGUUAUUAGGCAAUCCACGUAUCAGGAAAAGGGGCAUUCUUCCCGUAAGGCUGAUCCCUGUGACCUAAUGAAUCCUUUGUAAAAAGUGGACUCAGCUAGGAUGUUACACCACCAUUGUCGAAGGAACCCUGAACUCCAGGAAGAGUUGCAGAUUCAAGCUGCAGUGGCUGCCGGGGAUGUUCACACGGUACGAAAGAUGUUAGAACAAGGCUAUUCUCCAAAUGGCCGGGAUGCUAAUGGCUGGACCCUGCUUCAUUUCUCUGCAGCAAGAGGAAAGGAAAGAUGUGUUCGAGUAUUUCUAGAACAUGGAGCUGAUCCCACAGUUAAGGACUUAAUCGGAGGCUUCACUGCACUUCAUUACGCAGCCAUGCAUGGCCGGGCUCGGAUUGCACGCCUGAUGUUAGAAUCUGAAUACAGGAGCGACAUUAUUAAUGCAAAAAGCAAUGAUGGCUGGACUCCCCUUCAUGUGGCUGCUCACUAUGGUAGGGACUCAUUUGUCCGACUCCUACUGGAGUUCAAGGCUGAGGUCGACCCGCUCAGUGAUAAAGGUACAACACCGCUUCAGCUCGCCAUUAUCCGAGAGAGGUCAAGCUGUGUGAAAAUCCUCCUGGACCACAAUGCCAACAUCGACAUUCAGAACGGUUUCCUGUUGCGAUACGCUGUGAUCAAAAGCAAUCACUCUUAUUGCCGAAUGUUCCUUCAGAGAGGAGCAGACACAAACUUGGGUCGCUUAGAAGAUGGACAGACUCCUUUACAUUUGUCUGCCCUUAGGGAUGACGUGCUUUGUGCACGGAUGUUAUAUAAUUAUGGAGCGGACACGAACACAAGGAACUAUGAAGGACAGACCCCACUGGCUGUUUCAAUAAGCAUUUCUGGAAGUAGUCGACCGUGUUUGGAUUUCUUACAAGAAGUCACAAGACAGCCCAGAAACUUGCAGGACCUGUGCCGAAUUAAAAUUCGACAAUGUAUAGGCCUUCAAAACCUAAAGCUACUUGAUGAACUACCAAUUGCCAAGGUCAUGAAAGACUACUUAAAACACAAAUUUGAUGAUAUCUGAUAUACACAGAACUGUGAGCAAGAUUAGGAGUUAUAUUCCAGAUACUUAAAAGGCUUUUUGCCUUGCACAAAGUAUAUCCUAUGCAAUUUCUGAUUUGCUGUGAAAUCAGAAAGCAGGUAUACACUUUUAGGUUUUGUUUGUUUGUUUGUUUGGUUUUCAUUGU
Lipotes vexillifer (Yangtze River dolphin) is the source of this 1771-nucleotide messenger RNA. RefSeq names its product ankyrin repeat and SOCS box containing 7 (gene ASB7). NCBI's taxonomy places the organism in Eukaryota, Metazoa, Chordata, Mammalia, Artiodactyla, Lipotidae. The transcript has 6 exons. Gene Ontology annotation, molecular function: protein binding. The record is from RefSeq and is a predicted model, not a curated record. Gene Ontology annotation, biological process: intracellular signal transduction. Bases 652 to 1608 code for a protein of 318 amino acids.